Messenger RNA from Corythoichthys intestinalis (scribbled pipefish), 1385 nucleotides. It is a transcript of the gene cmc4, whose product is annotated as C-x(9)-C motif containing 4 homolog (S. cerevisiae). NCBI's taxonomy places the organism in Eukaryota, Metazoa, Chordata, Actinopteri, Syngnathiformes, Syngnathidae. Bases 206 to 400 code for a protein of 64 amino acids. The transcript has 2 exons. Gene Ontology annotation, cellular component: mitochondrial intermembrane space. The record is from RefSeq and is a predicted model, not a curated record.
AAUUUACGUAAAUAUUCAGUUUAUCAGAUUUUUUUUCUCUCUCUCUCGAUUUUUUUUUUUUUUUUUUAUGGAUUUUGAUUUCUUCAACGACCAGUCGCCAACAGAGGGAAGAACUUCUAUUGGAGCACUGUCCGUCACGUGACAACAACAUUGUAAAUAAAGGCGGAAGCAGAAGACUCAAGUGAAAUUAGACGUUUUCUCAGCGAUGCCAGAAAAAGACCCUUGCCAAAAGCAGGCUUGUGCCAUCCAAACGUGUUUGCAAGCUAACAGGUACGUGGAGAGUAUGUGCGAAGAUGUGAUCGAAGACAUGCGGCGGUGUUGCCGGACGCAUGGCACAAACUCCAUCUGCUGUUCUGGGUUUAAAGACCCCAAAGUCACGAAGCAGAAGCCCAAAACGUAACCUGCAACGCGGCUUUCGGAUUUAGUAUUUAUGUGGGACAAUGGCUGGAACAACAACAACAACAACAAAAAAACACGGAACCUACUUUUAUGAAAUAAAGUAAACAUAUGAACUGUUCCGGUCACGUUUCAUUCAUAUGAUGACAAUAAUUGUUGAGCGUUAUUAAACAGGGACGUAUAUGUUCCCCUAUGACGGGGGUGAGCAACCCACGGCUCGAGAGGCGCAUGCGGCUCUUUAGUGCUUCCCCAGCGGCUCCCUGUGGCUUUUUCAAAAAUGUUUAAAAAAUGGGGGAGGGAAAUCUAUAUAUUUUGUUUUAAUAUAGGUUCUGUGGGAGGACAAACAUGAAACAAGGAAAUACAUAUAUUUUGUUUUUAUAUAGGUUCUAUGGGAGGACAAAAAUGAAACAAACAUUCUUCUAACUAAAUAAUAUUAUAACGGCGUUAAACUUGAGGCGGCGGGUAGUGAUGGGACGAAAUGGGCCGAGGUUCCGAAGCUUGUGUCGAGUAAUGGGAGGGGCAUUUCCACAAAGCCUGUAUCGAGGUGCGCGUCAUUUCGGCAAAACCCGGAAAUGGUGACGUGUAAUGCCUCGCCGGCUGGCUGAAUCACAUGAACGCUUCGGGAGUGGUCCGAGUCCGACGUUUGGCGCGCAUUGCAGACACAGUACAGACUACGGUAUAAAUUGGUUGCAAAAUGCAGUGGCGAUCGCCUGUUAUCUUACAUUUUGUGGAUUUCAGGCUCCUCUACUUGUUACACCUGUGCGCAACAGUGCAUUAGUGUAACUUGUCCCCUGUAUGGGAACAUUUUGAUUUGGUUGCUUCCAAUAAGACAAGGGAGAAAAACUUUAUUAAUCCCCAAACACCCUAGCUGAUGCAACCCUGGAGGUCCAAAAGUACCUAUCUGAACCAAACAUCGACAGAAUGACCAAUCCAUUAGUGCACUGGGAGACACAUAAAAAUAACUACCCAAAUUUAUAUAAACUGGCACU